AUGCUGCGCUCGCGCAUCGGCCGUCUGUACAGGGGCGCAGGCACAUCACUUCGACCUGCACCAGAUGUGGCUCGCUCCUCAGCUGCUUCGGUCACUUCGACUCUCGACCCAUUUCCACAACAUCACACGCUCGGCAACGUCCCUGCUCGGAGAAAACGAUCGAACGCAGCGCACUCGCCCUCGACUUUCCUAGCCCGCAAUGCCUCCAGCAUCUCGGCAGCUGCGUUUCGCUCGGAAUCAUUCUUCAACGCCUCUCAGCCAGAGGAGCCGUUCAGCACCUCUCACCCUUCAACAGAGGACGUCGUCACUCCGCAGCUUGCCUCGGAACGCUAUUUUCCGCCACUGGCUGAUGUCACGUUUGCCGCCCACGAUGAAAAUCAGCAGGCGCUCUGCGACGCCUUAAAGAACCUCGAUGCCGACUACUCUUGGACGCUCUACCUCCAUCUUGGACCGGCUAGACAUGCUCUGCAUCCCUCCAUCAUCGAUCGACUCAUCACGCUACAGUGUCGCAAGCCUGUCAGAUCCUUACCAGGCAGUCGAGCCGAUGCACAGCUUGCGCUUCGACAGGUCUGCGACCGAGUCUUGCAACUCUGCAAAGACAAGACGCGCUGUAAGGUCGGGACUUCCGCCUACCCGUCGGCUUCUGCCGAUAAAGAGGGACUUUCGACACUGUCACCGGAAGCGGCAUUGAGACUGCUGUACCUCCUUGUCGUCGAAGAGGAGCAGGUCGCUGCUUCUAGGUCCGCCUCACCUCCUCAGAGGCGUGCAAAUUUGUCGCGCAUCUUGCAGACUCUUUGGAACAAACUUGCCUCAUCCUCAGGUUUUGCCGAAGAGCACGUCGACAUUGCACUGCGAGGUCGCCUGGCAGCCUCCUUGUCGCGGCUCGGCUCUCCCGACGCUGCUUAUCGCCAGCUGGAAAUGGUCGUGAAUCUCGCAGAGGCCAGGGGCUGCCAACAGGAAGUCGACCCUCGUCCCUUCGAUCAGCUUCUGUCGGCGCUCGCAAGGCAACGCUCGAACAGCAGACGCCUGCCCAAGUAUCUACCCUCGCCGAUUGAUCGCCCGAUAUCCGCUCCCGACGAAAGCGAUCCGAUUCUUCGUGCUUUGCGGCUCGCUGUUGUCUUCGAGGUGCCCGUCUCCAAAGCCAACAUCCACAAGUGCCUACAAGCCCUCGACUCCCCGACCCUCUGGUGGUUGCUGCCGUUCGAGCUCGACUCGGACAAGAGGCGCCAGUCAAGCGCCAUCGAGAUCCCAGAUGACAGAUACGCGCUCAAGCCAAAAUGGCAUCCGUGGCAGACCUCGGCCCAUGGCAGCGAUGUGCCGCAGGACAUACUCGACACUUUUGCAGAGCGUGUGUCGCUCGUCCUUGCCCAACGUGGCAUCUUGCAACCGGCGCUGCACGUAUUGGAUGGUUUGCAAUUGGAUGUAGCUGCAGACGACAAAGCCGACAAGAGUCAUGGCACGUCGUCCAAUGUUCCAGACCAUGAUCUAUUCACGGUCGUCCUGGAGCGGCUCUCCGAUCGCAUGGCGGCUAACAACAUCGCAGCCGGGCGCAAGUCGCUCGACAUUCACACGACUCUCCUGCUCGACCUCCGACUGGCCGUCAAGGUCUACAGUAUCGCAUACAAUUCCGGCGUGGACCUCGACCCACGCAUCAACGAGGCCGUCAUCAAGUCCUUCGCCGCCUGCUUGCCCUCGUCCAUUGUCGAUCUCGGUGCGGAUAGAGCACGCCUCACCAAGAUCAAGGCCAACAUUGCAGAGCGCAACGAGUCUCGCGGAAGUCAAAAGAUGCUGCACUCGUAUCUUCGCCGCUUCACCACGAUGAUCCUGGACAAAGACCCGGACUUGAGCAAAGGAGCGCUCAGCUAUCAAGCACAGGCGACCCUCUUGGGCCUGCAUCUGCGGCUUCGAGAUCACUCGUUUUCGAAGAAGCUGUACCAGCUCAUCCGGCUCCGUGAGCCUGGUCGCGAGCUCUGGUCGAAAGAUCCCGAGUCGGGCUCGCUGCUACACGUGGCGCUGCAUCCCACGUGCCGACCAGACAGCGGUCUCUUCUACUGGCUCUUUGGAGAGAGCCUCUAUGCCGCGCCAAAACCACUCUUCGCUGUCCAGCUCUCACUGGACUGGCUGGCGAGCGGCAACACCCUCUCUGCUGGGCUCAUGAUACCCUUCGUGCAGACUCUCCUCCGUAAGGGCCUCACGGCCGAAUUCCAGCGCGUGCUCCACGAGUUGCAGCGAAGGGGCACCCCACUCCCUCCUCGCCUUGCUCAAAGUCUUGUAGCUUCGUUGGCAGAAUCUGGGUAUCCAGACCUUGCUAUGGAGGUGGCGAACAGCGUAUCACAAGCUGCCGCCUCGGCAGCACCGUAUCGCUCGAGUCACGUGGUGGCUGUCGGAAACUCCACUGAGCCCGAGCCAUCGGUCUUGGUCCCCGCAUUGCAUCUGAUGAGCAUCGCUCUCGAUCGGUCGAGCAAGAUGCUGGAUUCGACUCGAUUGCCCCUUGUCAGCAAGGUGCUCGGUCUGUUCGACGAGUUUAGGCUUGGUCUCACCCAGUACCUCCUUCACACUCACAGACAAGGCGACGACGUGGAUCAGCCACAAGACCGUCUGCCUGCGUCAGAUAUCCGGACGGCAUACAACGCGGCAAUGAGGGUGCGGCUCGCGGCGUUACAGGGCACAGGAUCGGAAGUUUGGACGGACGCAGAUCAAGAGGAAUACGCGUUCCUGCAAGAUCGCGCCUCGAUCCACGGCCACGUGGAAUCGCUCUUCMCAGAGAUGGCAGCACAGGACGUGGAGCCCGACGUGCACUCGUGGACGCUGCGGAUCACGGCGAGUCUGUACGACUGUCUCAACGCUGCCAACGACCACAAACGCCUUGUCCGAUUGAAGCGCACCAUCGAGCUGUUCGAAGCGGCUUUGCAGCAAAUGCCUCGGCAAGAUGGCGGACGAUCAUCGUUGGACAGGUCAGAAGACAUGGAAUCCAAGGCCGUCACUGUGGACUCGACAGUCGUAGCUGCCGUGAUGCACGCGUGCCGUCGCUGCAGCGACCUUGACGCUGGCAUGCACGUCUACGAGACUUACGUGCGCCUCGGCGGCCUGGACCAACACGUUCAGGAGGCGCAGCUGAUGCUCUUGGCUGCCCUCGGCAGGCAUGGCGAAUGGCAGCGCGAGCUGGAGCGACUCAAGCACGCAGCCGAUCUGCCGUUCACGCCAUCCCAGCGAAUCGUCAAGCAGCUGCAAGCGCUCGCAGCUCCCAAGUGA
This is a messenger RNA of Moesziomyces antarcticus, 3252 nucleotides long. RefSeq lists its product as uncharacterized. The record is from RefSeq and is a predicted model, not a curated record. The transcript has a single exon. Lineage: Eukaryota; Fungi; Basidiomycota; Ustilaginomycetes; Ustilaginales; Ustilaginaceae. The coding region runs from base 1 to 3252 and encodes 1083 amino acids. Gene Ontology annotation, molecular function: protein binding.